AUGGCACUCGGUCUGCACGUCGCUGGAUUUCGGAGCGUUCUUGGAGCGAUGUGGUCGAUUGCGGAUAAAGACGCGCCAGAGGUGGCCGGGACAGUGUAUGAAGUAGUUUUUGGGACAAGUGUGGAGGCGGAAAAAGGUGAUGAAGGAAAUCGUGAUUCAAAGGGCGCGAGACCGAGGAUAGAGAAAGUUGCAGAGGCGGUGAAUCUUGCGACGAGGAAGCUCAGAGAUGGAGGGGCGGAGCCAUCGAGGUGGGCACCGUUCAUGCAUGUGGGUGUAUGA
Molecule: messenger RNA, 279 nt
Organism: Stereum hirsutum FP-91666 SS1
Lineage: Eukaryota; Fungi; Basidiomycota; Agaricomycetes; Russulales; Stereaceae
Exons: 1
Coding region: 1-279 (92 amino acids)
Source: RefSeq, a predicted model, not a curated record